Molecule: messenger RNA, 2297 nt
Organism: Pelmatolapia mariae (spotted tilapia)
Lineage: Eukaryota; Metazoa; Chordata; Actinopteri; Cichliformes; Cichlidae
Product: NACHT, LRR and PYD domains-containing protein 12-like
Exons: 6
Biological process (GO): intracellular signal transduction
Molecular function (GO): protein binding
Source: RefSeq, a predicted model, not a curated record
AGUGAGUGACUGCAACCUCUCAGAGAGAAGCUGUGAAGUUCUGUCCUCAGUUCUCACCGCCCCAUCCUCUACUCUUAGAGAGCUGGACAUGAGUAAUAACAUCUUGAUGGAUUCUGGCGUAAAGCUUCUGUGUAGGGAACUGAAGAGUCCACACUGUCAACUGGAAAAACUCAGACUAAGUGGCUGUGACCUCUCAGAGAGAAGCUGUGAAUGUCUGUCCUCAGUUCUCAGCACCCAGUCCUCUUGUCUAAAAGCACUGGACCUGAGUAACAACAACUUGCAAGAUUCAGGUUUAGAGCUACUGUGUUCCAGCUCACUUUAUGAACUCAAAAGUCUCAGACUCGGCAACUGUAACCUCUCAGAAAAGAGCUGUGAAAUUUUGUCAUCAGUUCUAAGUUCCCAGUCCUGUAGUCUACGGGAGCUGGACCUGAGUAACAAUGACUUGAAGGACUCGGGACUGAAGGUGCUAUCUGUUGGAGUGGGAAAUCAACAACUAGAGAAACUCAGUCUAUCAGGCUGUUUGAUCACAGAGGAAGGCUGUGAUUCUCUGGCCUCAGCUUUGAGUUCCAACCCUUCCCAUCUGAAAGAGCUGGACCUGAGUUACAAUCAUCCAGGAGAGGCAGGAGUGAAGCUGAAAAGGCUACUGAGACAGGUCACGGUCAGGGUGGAGCCUGCUGGAGUCCGAUGGUUGAGACCAGGUCUGAGGAAAUAUUCCUGUCAACUCACAAUCGACACAAACACAGUAAAUAAAAACCUCAAACUGUCUAACAACAACAGGAAGGUGACAUGUGUGGAGGACGAUCAGUCAUAUCCUGAUCAUCCAGACAGAUUUGACCGCUUUCAGCUGCUGUGUAGAAAUGGUCUGACUGCUCGCUGUUACUGGGAGGUCGAGUGGAGAGGAGAGGUUGAUAUAUCAGUGAGUCACAGAAGAAUCAGAAGGAAAGGAGAGAGUGACUGUGUCUUUGGAUGCAAUGAUCAGUCCUGGAGUCUGAGAUGCUCUGAUGAUCCUGGUCGUCACACUUUCUUUCACAAUAAUAGAGAAACAUCUUCUUCCUUCUCUUCCUCUGAUUCUCAUAGAGUAGCAGUGUAUGUGGAUCAUCCUGCUGGCACUCUGUCCUUCUACAGAGUCUCCUCUGAAACGCUGAUCCACCUCCAUACCUUCAGCACCACGUUCACUGGACCUCUUUAUGCUGGAUUUGGAGUGUGGUUCUUUCAUUCCUCAGUGACAAUGUGUUCAAUUUAGUAUACAAAUCACCAGGGCUGUGCAAUAUGACCAAAAUCUCAUAUCCCGAUAUAAGACAUUUAUCAUCAUGACAACGCUAUAAAUCACAAAAAUGUAACAUUUUCUGUAAAUUCUGUGAAUCUCGGGCAGCUCAACUUGCGUGAAGCUUUUCUAGCUGGGAGCCAUGUACCUGGAGUCGAGUGUUUUGACCGAUGCCUGAAACUGUACAUUUUUUAGACAUAAGUUGUAACGGCUGCCGUUUUCUUUGUGAGUACUUAUUACAUGGCAAGCUGCAGGAAAAAGCCUAUUUUAAUAUUUGAGUCUAAGGUUUAUUUUGAGCACCUGACAGCUCUUUUUUGCUUCUCAUCCGUAAACUGUCUUGUCCACGCUACAGAGGUAUCCCCACUAUAGUGACCAUGAAAAUGAUGAAAAAAUAUUGCCAUAAACAGUUUAUUUUGUGACACCACGAAACAAAUGAUAGCGUAAAAUGAAACGAUUGACAUUUUUAUAUCGUCAUCCGAUAUAUAUCAUUAUAUCGAAAAGCCCUACAAAUCACCUUCUGUAAGAGAAACAGUGUUUGUAUUUACACUGUCAGUAGAAGUACUAAUUUGACAUUUCGAUUGUGCCAAACCUCAACAACACAGUGAAUAUCUUGAUUUGACCUGUGUUGUAGUUUUGUGUCAUAGGUUUCAUAAUGACAACAGUGUGGAGAGUUGAGUUUAACUAGACAUUGUUAAUAUCAGCAGUGGCCGUCAAAAGGGCGGGAGUCUGCCGUGCUGCUUUUAUAAAUCAACAUCCUAUUGUAUUUUCCUCAUUUCACAAACACACUCUUGUGAAUGCCAAGUGGUAGAUGUCCUACUCUACUGAGUGAGCUACACCACAUGUUUGAAUGUCACCACACCAGGUGCUAUUCAAACAUGUGUCCGUGUAUCAGGGUUUGUGCUGUUUAAAGUUGGGUUGGAAAAAGUCUUAUAAAAUGCUUGAAAUGGUAAUUUAAAUUAUCUCACAAUAACUGUCAGUAUGAGUGUACAAUUUGAUGAUUAGAUGGUGUGAGAUUAUUAUACUAUUACAGUGG